Molecule: messenger RNA, 1986 nt
Organism: Penicillium maclennaniae
Lineage: Eukaryota; Fungi; Ascomycota; Eurotiomycetes; Eurotiales; Aspergillaceae
Product: glycoside hydrolase family 2 protein
Exons: 3
Coding region: 1-1986 (661 amino acids)
Biological process (GO): carbohydrate metabolic process
Molecular function (GO): hydrolase activity, hydrolyzing O-glycosyl compounds
Source: RefSeq, a predicted model, not a curated record
AUGGCCUAUCCACGCCCCGACUUCCAGCGCAAAUCACUCAACUGGGCCUCCCUCGACGGACCCUGGGCCUUCAUCUUCGACGACCUUGAUACAGGCUUCUCCGAACAAUGGCAUCACAAAGGCCUGCCAUCCCAAGCAGACACCAACAGCAAAAAAGAAAUCCAAGUCCCUUAUGCAUUCCAGACCCCGGCAUCAGGAAUCAAUUUCCUCGAAGCCCACGAAGUAAUGUGGUACGAGCGAACCAUCCAAGACAUCCGCACCGCCUCUGAAAAAACCCACGGAAACAGACUUCUCGUCCGCUUCGGCGCAGUCGACUACGAAUGUUCCGUCUGGGUUAAUGGUGGUCUUGUCGGAUCUCACCGAGGAGGCCAUGUCCCGUUCGACGUGGACGUUACGGAUGCAUUGCACUCUGAUACUGACGCUCGACUUACGCUGCGCAUUAGAGACUCACCAUACGACCUGGCCCAGCCGCGUGGAAAACAGUACUGGAAACCUGUGCCGGAGAGUAUCUUUUACACACCUACGGGGGGGAUCUGGCAAUCGGUCUGGGUGGAGAGUGUCCCGCCUAUGCGAUUGGCGUGUAGUAGUGGUGGCACUGUGCUUCGGUCGGAUGAUAUUGAGAGAGGGGAGCUUCAUGCUCGGAUUGCCGUGAUGGAUCGCAAGGCACGGGCGGAGUGCAGUGUUGAGGUUGAGGCGAGUCUCGGGGGUUACUUUGUUGGGAAGAACAAGGUGACGCUUCCGGCGGAGAGGAAUUGGGUGAAUGUGGAUUUGAGCAUGAGGGUUUCUAAUGCGGUGGAGAUGCAGGGGAAGGCACCGUUUGGUGGUGAAGGGGCCUGGUGUGAUGGCGUGGCACUGUGGGCGCCUGAGCAUCCGAUUCUGUAUGAUUUGAUACUGCGCCUUUAUGAUGCUUCGGGAGAGGUGGUGGAUGAGGUCGAGACGACGACGGGAAUGCGGAGCUUGUCAUGGACUACGGGAGACGGGACUUUCCGAUUAAACGGAAAGCCGCUAUUCCAGAUGUUAUUCCUGGAUCAGGGCUACUGGCCUGAGACCGGAAUGACGCCUCCUUCUUCCGAGGCGCUCAAGGCGGAUAUUGAGAUGGCGAAGGCUGUGGGAUUCAAUGGAUGCCGCAAGCACCAGAAAGUUGAGGACCCGAGAUUCCACUAUUGGGCUGAUCGACUCGGUUUCCUCGUGUGGGGGGAGAUGGCCAAUGCCUAUGAGUUUGGAAGUGACUACAUGGACCGGAUGAAUAGCGAGUGGACCGAGGCCGUCAAGCGAGAUCUCAACCAUCCGUGUAUCAUCACCUGGACCCCGAACAAUGAGAGCUGGGCCUAUACGUCGCUGAAGGAUAACAUUGACCAGCGCAACCACAUGCGUUCGCUAUACUACCUGACCAAAACUCUGGAUCCAAGUCGUCCAAUUAAUGACAACUGCGGCUGGGAGCACGUCUUAACCGAUCUAACCACCUACCACGACUACGCCGACUCGUCCGAGCUUACAGCCACAUGCUCAAAGAUGGAGGGAGGGAUCCUCGGCCCAAAAGCAGGCCACGACUUGUUCACCAAGCCCAUCUACUCCGGUUUCUCCGGCCACACGCUCCUCGACCCAGGAGCCCAACACAAAGCAGGGGCCCCGGUGAUCUGUACUGAGUUCGGAGGUGUCAACAUCGCACCGGCAAAGGAUGCGAAGGCCGGUGAUCGGGACUGGGGAUACACGACUGCCACGGACCAGGAAGAUUUCUUGAAGCGGUUUGAGAAAUUGGUUAUGGGUAUUGUCAAGGGCGGACAUACCUGUGGCUUGGUGUAUACGCAGCUGUGUGAUAUCGAGCAGGAGGUUAAUGGGUUGUACUCGUAUGAUCGCAAGGCCAAGGUACCUAUUGACAAGGUCAAAGCCGUGAUGGACGCUGCCAGUGAUUACUAUCAUCAGCAUGUCCAAACUCAUGGACCGAAGGGGUUCAAGAAGCUUUUGCAUUCUUUGCACCGAAACUGA